Molecule: messenger RNA, 4542 nt
Organism: Erinaceus europaeus (western European hedgehog)
Lineage: Eukaryota; Metazoa; Chordata; Mammalia; Eulipotyphla; Erinaceidae
Gene: CDC42EP2
Product: CDC42 effector protein 2
Exons: 2
Coding region: 341-982 (213 amino acids)
Source: RefSeq, a predicted model, not a curated record
GGCGUGGUCUGAGGGGCAGUGGUCCUGGGAGAAAGUUCGCAGCCGGAGUCCCCGCGCGGCGCCCUCCGGCAGCUCCGCGGUGCAGCCCGCGCACCAGCCACUCGGUCCGGAUCUGGGGGAGACCAUCCAUGCCGCGGCCCCUCCCGUCACUUCCCGAGUCCAGAGGAUUUGCAGCCUUUGGAGAGGGCGUGGUUUUUGCCAUCUCUGCCCUCCGACUCCACCGUUGAUCUUCCCUGGCCCUCUUGGGAGAACGUUCCUCGCCCCCCCCCCCCAGUCUCAGCCAGGGACGGGCUUUGGGGUUUCCUGGAGAGGAGGCGGGAGGCCCAGGGGGCCCGGCGCCAUGUCCACCAAGGUGCCCAUCUACCUGAAGCGUGGCAGCCGCAAAGGUAAGAAGGAGAAGCUGAGGGACCUGCUGUCCUCGGACAUGAUCAGCCCGCCGCUGGGAGACUUCCGCCACACCAUCCACAUUGGCAGCCAGGGCGGCAGCGACAGCUUCGGGGACAUCUCCUUCCUGCAGGACAAGCUGCACCUCCUGCCGGGGCUGCCGGCCGCCCAGGGCCCUGAGGAGGACGCCCCCCUGGACCUCCCCUUCCAGUUCACCCGCAUGGCCUCACUGUGCGGCCGGGAGCUGCCCCCAGACGGGCUGUCCCCACUGCUCAAGAAUGCCAUCUCCCUGCCGGCCAUCGGAGGCCCGCAGGCCCUCACCCUGCCAUCCACACAGGCGCCCCCCAAGCCCCCUCGGCUCCACCUGGAGAACCCGCAGCCGCCCCCCCAGGAGGCUGGGAGUGUGGACGACUGGGUGGUACCCGAGGCGGGUUCUGCCCCCAACGGGCUCAGCCCUGAGUCGACGGGGUCCGAGGAGGCCUUUCUGUCCCACGCCAACUCCCUGCUCUCACUGCAGGUGGACCUGGGGCCUUCCAUCCUAGACGAAGUCCUCCAGAUCAUGGACCAGGACCUGGGCCACGUGGGGACCCCCACCUAGGAGCCGGACGCAAUUGGGAAGUGGGGCCUCCCCAGGUCCCACCAGUGUGUGGUCACCGAUUCUGAGCCUCCGUCCUCCCAUCCCCUCCCCACAGCAGAGUGCACCCCACUGCUCCCCCCCUAAGCCCCCCGGCUCUGAGGACAUGUGCUGAAGGAAGCCCAAAGUGCCCAAGCAUCUUGGGGGUCCCCUGGAUCCCCCAUUGCGAGCUGCCCCUUCUUCCCUCAGAACCUUGGGGGAAGGCUGAAAUGGACCCCCCCCAAAUACCCCGCCAGUCGGGUGUCCUGAUGGGUUGGCAGCGAGGGUAGAGAGGGCACAGCCUGCCGGGGCUUGUCCUGCUACCCUGUCCCUUCCCGCCACCACCAGGGGACUCUGCUCACAAUAAAAGCCGCUGCUGGUGGCAGCUGUCCUCUCGGGGCUGUGCGCCAGGCCCCCUGCUGCCACGCCAGGCUCUGCCACCCACCCGGCUGGAGCCCCGGGAAGUCCCUGGAGAGCCAGAAGCAGGGCUGAACCAGUGGGGGUGGCCAGGCACUGGGGGGCUUCUUGGGGAGACCCAGGUGUGGAGGAAUAACCAUCAGGCCUAGAGCCAGGGACUCACAGCUUCAGGGGACUGAAGUGUGAGGUGGGGCGGCAGACACCUCGGGGCUGUUUGUGCAGCUGCAGAGCGCCAGGCAGACAGUGCUGAGGUGGCAGACGGGCCUCCACCAGGAGAACAGCACCAAGCCCGUGUAAGACUCAGUUUCCCCAUCUCUGUGAUGCCCACCUGUGGGGAUGCUGAGAAAAUUAGGGAUGGUGUUGACGCCUCGUCAUCUGGAGGGGAGUCAGCAGCGGUGCUGGGGGCCCAGGAGACAGCACAGAAGACUUGCGGGCAAAAGGUCCCAGGUUUGAUCCCCGGCACUGCCAAUAGCCACAGUUGAGCAGUGCUCCGCUUAGAGACCCAAAUGAGAGGGAGAGAAAGGAGAAGAGAGAUGCUUUGACGUGAGAGACAUCGUGAGGCACACACAGUGCCUGGGAUCCAAUGAGGGACCGCGGGCAGAUGAGUCCGACGCUCGACGACGCUCUACUAAUCAAGCGAGAUCCCAGCUGCUCCAGUUUGCCUUUUGUUUUUGUUCUGGUCUCUCCCCCCACACACACACACAUACACGCACGCAUGCGCGCACACACGCACACACACGCACACACACGCACCAGAGCCCUGCUCAGCUGUGGCUAAUGGUGGUGUUGGGGACUGAACCUGGGGGUUCAGAGCCACAGGCAGGAUAGUCUUGCAGAACCACUGUGCUGUCUCCCCAGCCACGUUCUGCCUCUCUGCCCACCCACAGCUGGAUGCCUGGCUUGCUCCUGCCUUCUGGCGGUCAUGACUGGUGCUGCUCUGAAUGUGGGGUGCGAACAGCUCUCUGAGGCCCUAGUCGCUGUCCUGCAUGCACACAUAUAAACAAGUGGGGUGGUUGCGUCACACGGUUGCCUUUUUUGGUUUUUAUUACUUUUUAAAGAUUUAUUGUGGGACCGGGUGGUGACGCGCCUGGUUGAGCGCACAUGUUAUAAUGCACAAGGAGCCAGGUUCGAGACCCCGGUUCCCACCUGCAGGGGGGAAGUUUCACGUGUGGUGAAGCAGGGUUGCAGGUGUCUCUCUGACCCUUUCCUCUCGAUUUCUGGCUGUCUCUAUCAAAUAAAUAAAUAAAUAAAUAAAUAAAAAUUUUAAAAAGAUUAAUUGUAUUUAUGUCAUGAGACACAAAGAGAAUUUCCUUGGAGAUAGAGAGAGACAGAAGCCGGACUUCUGCCCAUCACAUGCAAGGACACUGAAUUGGGAGUUGCCAGCACGCAGAGUUCUGCCCUCGACCAACGGAGCUGCUUACCUGGUUGAUACAUGUAAAUCUCUGUGUAAUAGUUUUUUUUUUUUAAUUUAUUUUUUCCCUUUUGUUGCCCUUGUUAUUUAUCGUCAUCGUUGUUAUUAUUGGUGUUGUUAUUGCUGUCGUUGUUGGAUAGGACAGAGAGAAAUGGAGAGAGGAGGGGAAGACAGAGAGGGGGAGAGAAAGACAGACACCUGCAGACCUGCUUCACCGCCUGGGAAGCGACUCCCCUGCAGGUGGGGAGCCCGGGGCUUGAACCAGAAUAUUGAUGCCGGUCCGUACGCUUUCUUUCGGUCAUGUGCACCUAACCCGCUGUGCCCCUGCCCGGCUCCCUGUGUAGUAAUUUUAAAGAUGUAUUUAGUUGAUGAGAGAAAGAGAGAGCCAGAGCAUUGCUCUGGCACCUGUGAUGCCAGGCCGGGGACUCUAGACAUCGUGCUUGAGAGGUCAGUGCUUUAUUCACAGAACCACCUCCCCCUGCCACAAAUCUGUGUGCCAUCUUGAUUUUUACAAACUGCAGUCCUAUUUCCUUCAGCAACUCCACCAUUUUUUUCCCCUUUUUUGUUUCAUUCUGUUAAAAAAAAAAAAAGUGUCAGAGAGUGACCCCAGGGUCCCACGUAUGUAUGGUAGCGCCACUGAGGUCAGAUCCCUGGGACAGUUAUUCAGUGUGUGUGAGAGAGAGAGAGAGAGAGAGGAGGAACUCUAAAACACUUCUGCCUUUUAUGGUGUUCCAUGUGGUGCUGGGACUUGAAUUAAGCGCUAAAUCUGGGGCCAGGUGGUGGCGCACCUGGUUAAGUGCUCACAUUGCAGUGAGCAAGGAACCGGGUUCAAGUCCCUGGCCCCUACCUGCAGGGUGAAAGCUUCACGAGUGGUGAAGCAGGGAUACAGGUGUUUCUCUGUCUCUCUCCCUCUCUAUCUCCCCCUUCCCCUCUCAAUUUCUCUCUAUCCAAUAAUAAAUAAAAAUAUGUUUUAAAAAAGCUCUCAAUCUGAAAAUGUAGAGACACCUCAUAAUUUUUAAUGCAGUGUCAGGCAUUGGACCCAAGGUCUUAUACCUGGCCUUCACCACUGGACCACUCCCACCCUCCUAAAGGAGUGCGAGAUGUGAGGUGAUGAAGAGAGGCACCCCUCACCAUCCGUGGGGCUGGCUGUCUCUGUCUGUGGUGCUGCCCGUGAAGCGCUCUAUGGCUGAGCCUGCUUCCUGGCCCAUCUGCCGCAAUUAUCCAGAAGGAUGUGAGACCAUAAAGCCUGCCCUUGACUGCAGACCUCCCCCCGCCCGCCCGCCACAGGGACUCAGCUACAGACCCUGGAGAGAGCAUGGAAAGGGGGAGUUCUGGAGGGCCAGUCCUGGCAGGCUCCCCCUCAGCGUGUGGGGGGCCUGUCCCCUCCCAUCACCUAGGGAGGGAAAACCAGAAGACAUCUCAGAGCUGGAAAGCAGAAUAUGCCACCCAGCCCCCGCCCAGCUAGAGGCCGGAGCAGCUGUGGGAGGGGAGCACGUGUGGCCUGGUUCCCGGCGACUGUAAGCCACCUACCCUGCACCCCUCACAGACAAAGCAGUGGGUGCUUUGAACACCCAGUGACUAGAACAAUGGACUUGCAAGCACGAAGUCCCGAGUUCAAUCCCGUGUUAUAUGUGCCAGAGUGAUUCUCUGGUUCUCUCUGUAUGUCUGUCUCCCUCUUUUUCUCUCAUCAGUCAAUAAAAUCUUUUUUUAAAAAAAA